Molecule: messenger RNA, 1877 nt
Organism: Cryptomeria japonica (Japanese cedar)
Lineage: Eukaryota; Viridiplantae; Streptophyta; Pinopsida; Cupressales; Cupressaceae
Product: putative glucose-6-phosphate 1-epimerase
Exons: 8
Coding region: 782-1723 (313 amino acids)
Biological process (GO): carbohydrate metabolic process
Molecular function (GO): carbohydrate binding; isomerase activity
Source: RefSeq, a predicted model, not a curated record
UUGUUAAUCAGUACACAAUUUCUUCUGGGCAACUUCCACACGAGUGGACGUAAACCAUCUCCAAGAUUUGUGGAUCACAAGGCAGGAAACUCCACUUGCUCAGGCUCCAAGAACUUGGAUGAUAGGAAUGCUAUACAAUGAUCUAGAAGGUUUUAAGAACGUCAAUGAGACUUUUUUAACGGUUCUAAACAAAUGUGAGGCUGCUUAUGAAUUGACAACAAAUUUAGCCACUUUAGGCAAUUCUCUUACGAAUUCUACUGACAGCUAUUUAAAUCCUAAAGGCUAUAUAAGUUGUCGUCAAGGCUUCCAGUUGUCAACUUGGGCCGUUCAGAUCACUGUCAAUACACCUUCCUAGAAAAGGGCUGCAGAGGCCCAAGUCCAAGCUACCUGUGAAAAAAUAACCAAUUCCCCUGUGAGAUCUGUGAUUUAGACAAAAAAAGUACAGCUACCCAUCCCAGUGAUUCAAAUCUCAAGAAAGCUAAGAAAUUCUUUCACCUGCCGCCUUUCAAACUCCCUCCUUUUGCAUUGUCAAAUGACAGCAAGAAAUCAAAUCUCCUCUGCCAUACAAGUAUAUAUAUGUCAGCUGAAUCCCCCACAACGAGCAAAUCUCCUUUAUACAUUCCAGGUCAAGAGAUUACAUGUACAUUGCCCAUAUCAGGCGUAUGAUCUCUUAGCAUCCCCUCAGCUUUACAACUCCUCAAAGCUCUAUGAGCUUUUGAACUUCAGUCCUCUUCUUACAUCUAGAAGCGGAACAAUUUUUGGCUCUUGAGAGUAUACUGACAUGGAUUCAGAUCAGAAAGCUACAGUAGAGAUGAUGAAAGAUAGCUAUGGACUAGACCACGUAUUAUUGAGGGAGCCUCGUGGAGCUUCUGCGAGGGUAUACUUGUUUGGAGGUCAGGUGACUUCCUGGAAGAAUGAACGACAGGAGGAAUUAUUGUUUAUGAGUAGUAAGGCCCUAUUCAAGCCACCAAAAGCGAUAAGAGGAGGGAUUCCAAUUUGCUUUCCUCAGUUUGGAAACUCUGGAUCACUAGAACAACAUGGUUUUGCAAGGAAUAAAUUUUGGACCAUUGAUAAUAAUCCUCCACCUCUUCCUGCCAAUGAUUACCACAACAAGGCUAUUGUGGAUCUGAUUCUCAAAUCUAAUGACGAUGAUUUGAAGAGUUGGCCAUACUGUUUCGAAUUACGUCUUAGAGUUGCACUUGCUCCUGGCGGGGAUCUUACAUUGAUAUCACGUAUCAGGAAUAUAGACAGCAAGUCCUUUACUUUCUCUUUUGCUUAUCACACUUAUUUUUGUGUGUCUGAUAUUAGUGAAGUACGGAUAGAAGGCUUGGAAACAUUGGAUUAUCUGGACAACUUGCAGGACAAAGAACGCUUCACUGAACAAAGUGACGCUAUUACAUUUGAAUCUGAGGUGGAUAGAGUUUAUCUUAGCACCCCAACAAAAAUUGCAAUACUUGACCAUGAGAAGAAGAGGACAUUUGUUUUGAGGAAGGACGGCCUUCCUGAUGCAGUUGUUUGGAAUCCCUGGGAAAAGAAAGCUAAAGCCAUAGUGGACUUUGGAGAUGAUGAAUACAAACACAUGUUGUGCGUUGAUGGUGCAGCCAUAGAAAAGCCCAUAACUUUAAGGCCAGGCGAAGAAUGGAAAGGUCGCAUUGAAUUAUCUGCAGUAGCAUCCAGUUAUUGCAGUGGACAAUUAGAUCCUCAGAGAGUAUUAGAAGGUUGAGAGAAACAUACAGUAAAAGAUCUACCACACUAUGGUCCUAUUAAUUUUAUCUGUACGAAAUUAUUAAUGACCAUUCAUUCAGUUGGUUGUGAGUACCUUCAAAAAACAUGUUACAUAUCAAGAUCUAAUGAAUGCAUUAAUUUUUUCUAUAGAA